Molecule: messenger RNA, 2421 nt
Organism: Erpetoichthys calabaricus (reedfish)
Lineage: Eukaryota; Metazoa; Chordata; Cladistia; Polypteriformes; Polypteridae
Product: macrophage mannose receptor 1-like
Exons: 8
Coding region: 38-697 (219 amino acids)
Source: RefSeq, a predicted model, not a curated record
AUAUGCAUGCUUAACAAGAAAACUUUCCAGACUCAGUAUGCAUUUUGGAGCUUCACCUUUUUCUUACUGCAUACUUCUGCUAACCGCUCUGUCUCCUGAAAUUAUAGAAAUGGUGACCUCAUCCAACACAACAGAUCAAGUGCAGUGGGAAAAUUAUGUGCUCAUUGAGCAAUGGGCUACCUGGAAAAAGGCAAAGGAAUACUGUUAUACAAAUUCUUCUGUCUUAGCCAUGCCACCAUACAAAAGCGCGUUCAUGAACCGUACUCAAAUUGCACCUAAUGUGGAGGCUUGGAUUGGACUGAACAAGGAAGCUGCAUCCUCAAUCUGGCGUUGGGCUACUGGAGAAGCACUCAAUAACACCAUGAAUGCAACACAGGAUAAUCAAAACAGAUCUUUGUGCAUGAGUGUCAACACAGCAGGCGACUGGAAAAAUAAGCCCUGCAAUACCUCUUUGUUCUUCAUUUGCAGCAUUGAUGGGCAAAGAAAAGAUAAUAUCAUAAAAGAAAAACAAGGUUCAGAAUCAGCUAAAUCAAACAUUUCCUGCCAUGGUUCUUCAGGGUACACAACUUCACAAAAGAAGAAAACAUCAAAAUCAAAAGUCACUAGCAGGGCCAGUUAUGCCGUAGCCUUCUGCCAUACAGGAUGGAUACCUGUGACUAUUACUUUACUGAAUUCCAUAAUUAGCUUUGUCAAGUAAGACGGAUGGCAACAAAGAUCAGAUUGGGCUUGCCAGGAAUAUCAUUCUGAAUAGUUCUGGGAUAAUAUCUACCUGAAAAAUUCCUGCUGACAAUUCAACCACAGAAGUGCAUCCGUCCAAGGAUAAGCCUCAUUAUAAUUAGUAACAUAUGUUCUGUAGGGCAUUUCUUCUUCCUGUGAUUCAUCCAGCUCUGUCUAACGGAGAUGUCACCUAGGGACCACAUACCAACAUUUUACCCUGCAGUUUAUUGUUAAUUAAGGGCACUAGUUGGACUAUCUACUUUCUAGAAUUUUGCUUUUGAUGCCAUUGAUUUUCUAACUUAGUAGUAAACAAUAUACUCAGCAACUCCCUGCCUUAGCUGUUAUAUGUUCUCAAUCAAGCCCUGGGUUCCAGUUUGAUUAUUCAGGUGUAUAUUAUUCAUAGGUGUACUAGGCAGUCAUCCAGGUGUAGCCAUUAAAUUGAAACAAAGCUGCAAUCCCAUUUUGACAACAAAAGACAAUAGAGCAGAAAAUGCCUGCAAAAACCACUCUGCCUUUACAGCAAGAUGGUGUAUUUUCUAGUUGUGUAGUAGGAAGUGAUCAAUACGAAAGUCUGUUUUCUGCACCUGUCAGAGAUCAUUAAGGUUAUAUGAUGCCUUCCAGUGCCAUCUCUUGCAAAUUCAAACUUGCAUUGUAAUUGUCUCGCUUAACCAGUCUUAACUCUAAAAUGUUGACUAUGCUGUUAACUAUUGCUAUUCUCAGGAUAUGGUUCUGCCAUCUGUUCUGGACAACACCUUUAAAGCUCUUAUUUAGUCAUCACAUCAGACCCUGACCUCAGUUUCACCCUGUUUGGCACAUAUCCUUGCCUUGAUGUUAAUUUCACAAUCCACCAUCUGCUCUUGGUUCAAGCCUAGCAGCUACUUGUGUCAAAAAAGCGAACACCUGAUGUAAGGGCCUGGUCCAUGUUUUGAGGAUAAAUUCAGAUUUAGGCCUGGAUUUCUGCAUUGGGUCUGAAUGCAGCUUUAAAUUCUUUGUUAUGUAGUGACAUUUUUCUUGUUUGUGAAAUUUAGUGUAUUUUGAGCCCAACUUUUGAAGACUUUGUUUCACAGUGAGCUUAACAUUUAAUUUUCUAAUUCAGUGAUCUUCCUUAUAAUGUUUCAAGUACAAAAUUUAUCCUAAAAUACCAAGCCAAAAAUUACUGGUGCACUUUAGCAAUUGUAGGUCAAGAGGAACAUCAUUUAGUUUAAAUAGAACUCUACCUUUUUAAUGCAUAAUUUUCAUUCUUUUUCAACCCCAAGAGGUAGUUAGAUUUCCAGACAUUGACACUGUAUAAAUUAAUUUGCUGCUUCACCAGGUUUCCUAAUAAAUCUGGAGUAAACACCUCUGGAGGUAGAGAUUAACAACAGAGGGGUGCAGGGUUUUAAAAGAGUGAAUCCACUGGCUACAGAAGACUUAAUUAAAUGUGAUACAGCAUGUGCUCUGAGGCUAAGCCUGAGGCAAAAAAGCCUGGGUGAGGCUUAUGUCUGAUUAACUUCUGCUGUGGACUUAGACAAGUGGCUUGUUUUAUACUAUGUUGUGAAAGAAUAUAGGAAAUUGUUGAAUUAUUCCUAGAAGCAUAACAGAACAUAACACAAGCCCACUUGCUUCAAUUCAGGUUGCUAGGGCUGGCACCUACUCUACUAGCUUUAGGUGUAAUAAGGAAGUGAUAAUGGAGUGGACUCCAAACGAUUACAUGAACCAACUAAA